GCGGGCCUGUCUGUGUUUCGGUGGCUUAUUUUUCUCUCGACGCUCAAGGCAGGCGGUGGUCGAUACGCAAAAGUAAAAAUACGCGGAGGGAGCAGCGCCACAUAUCGCUGCCAGAGAAAAAAAAAAAGAAAUAAAAGGAGCGCCCCCCGAAACGCCGAGUUCUUGGUAAAGAAAAGCACGCGCGUCAUCGAAAAAACGUGCUACAUAGCCCCCCCCAGCCGGGCCGAUAUCCAACCGAAAGCGGGAAAAUUACAUAAAAAGGAGCAUGGCCGAUCCGAAUAGCCUGAAUGUGACCGUGGACGUGGUGUUCCCCACCGCCAUCGUCCUGGCCAUGCUGGUAAUCAACGGAUUCAUCUUCGCCUUCAUCAUGAAGAAGCGACGAGCCUACCAGAACCUCAAAGCCGUCAAGGAGCAGCAGCGAACGUCCUACGCCGCCACCGGCAGCCAAGUGGUAGCAGCGCCCCAGGCGGAGACGGAGGACGACUGUGCCAUCGAAAUGGAGCGUCUGUAGCCGGAGCUGGAUCGGGAGAAGCCGAGUCUCCAAGUCCUAGAUACUCAACCUCGUCCAAGCUCAAGCAAAGGCAACGAAUUUUCCUAACUGAAACUAGCUAAUAAUUCAUAAAGUGCAAGAUUUAUUGCUCUCUGGAUGCCAAGAAGAGUCGCGUCUAACUAUAAAGUAUAUUUAUACAUAAUUGUAUACGUCGAGAGUGCCUAGACUGCACGUGCAUUUAAUUACUGUUUUUAAGCUGUUAAUUAUAUAUCACAAUAUUCAUUUUUUCUACAAAAAAAAAAACCCACUAAAAUGUCUACAAUAAAACGUGUGAAUUCUAUCAUGUCCCAUCAACAAA
This is a messenger RNA of Drosophila bipectinata, 848 nucleotides long. RefSeq lists its product as uncharacterized. Lineage: Eukaryota; Metazoa; Arthropoda; Insecta; Diptera; Drosophilidae. The record is from RefSeq and is a predicted model, not a curated record.